Darwinula stevensoni is the source of this 386-nucleotide messenger RNA. The record is from the annotation of a GenBank genome assembly. NCBI's taxonomy places the organism in Eukaryota, Metazoa, Arthropoda, Ostracoda, Podocopida, Darwinulidae.
ACAUUUACUAUAUUUCUUCUGUUGCAGAUAGCUAUUCUGGCAUCUACUAUCCGAAAUAUGGAGGGGAAGAAAGCAGUCUCAACUCUUAUGCAUCAGCUCAUGGAUGAUGGAGCUGCCCUUCACUUCACUUUAUUUGCAAGUCCACAAGACACAAGGAGAAGCAGGUCCUUAAAGACCUGGGCAUCUUUGACCUCAUAUCAAAAGCCAUUGAUUGCAGUGGAAAAGCUGCUUCCAUGUCUCAACAGGAGAGAACCAUCUUUGUUGGUGACUAGUUUCAUCAGGCUAAGCAGCGCCUUCGUCAGUAGGAACGUGCACAAAUGUGAUUCUUUGUGAUUCACUUGUUCAAAAUUGAUGGCACAAUACAAAAUUAUGAAGCCUUGGUUAUA